AAAAAACAAAAAAAAAAAGAAUGAAAAUGAAAUUGCUAAAUUUUCAUUUUGCCAUUAUCGUUAUCCUUAUCUCAUUGGCCGCUAACGUCAUAGCAAUUAAAGAUGCUGUUUGCGGUUUACCGGAUUCAGCGGAUGGUGAUGGUAAGAUAGCUUGCGUUGCAUAUAUUCCAUCCUGGACUUACCGAUCGGCCACUAAUGAGUGCAUACAGUUCAUCUAUGGUGGCUGCGGCGGUAAUAAAAAUCGUUUCUUUACUCAAGAAGAUUGCGAAAAUAAGUGCAAAGAAUGAUUAAAUAAAAAUCUUUUCUUAAAAUUCCAGUUGUUCUCAUUUUAAAACUAUGCAUCAAUGGUGUACGUUGGCGUUAUGACAUAAAUUUAAAACGCUAUCUAUUCAUUCGUAGAUAAAGGUGGAAAGUAGUAGUAGUUGGAAAGGAAAGUUCAAAGUUUUUGUUUUGUGUGGACAGAAUAUAAUCUUUCUAAUUGCUUGGACGUUUCGUUUAUGACAUACAGAACUGUUUAUCCGACCCUUCAAAACUCGGAUCAAUAAAUGUCCGUCAAAAGAUUUGGAGAUGGUUUA
Messenger RNA from Glossina fuscipes, 575 nucleotides. Its product is annotated as male accessory gland serine protease inhibitor-like. Gene Ontology annotation, molecular function: serine-type endopeptidase inhibitor activity. NCBI's taxonomy places the organism in Eukaryota, Metazoa, Arthropoda, Insecta, Diptera, Glossinidae. The transcript is spliced from 2 exons. Bases 21 to 287 code for a protein of 88 amino acids. The record is from RefSeq and is a predicted model, not a curated record.